Molecule: messenger RNA, 6157 nt
Organism: Astyanax mexicanus (Mexican tetra)
Lineage: Eukaryota; Metazoa; Chordata; Actinopteri; Characiformes; Acestrorhamphidae
Gene: cdr2a
Product: cerebellar degeneration-related protein 2a
Exons: 6
Coding region: 215-1576 (453 amino acids)
Source: RefSeq, a predicted model, not a curated record
UUGCUGCCGCCGCUGCUUCAGUAGUGAGGGCUGUGAAUUUGCCACGUUGCUGUUGAUGCGGAGAAGCGAGUAGCGGAGCGGCAGCCGGUGGAGGAGGAGGUGGAAGAAGAGGGAAAUGUAGCGUCCAGACAAAGAGAGCAGCUGUAUGAAGACUUCCAGAACUUGAAACUAAUACUCGGUGUGUCGGAGAGAGACCCCCUAAAACCCAGCCAGCAUGCUGACCGAUAUGAUAGUGGAGGAGGGAUUUGAACACAAUGAAGAGGAGCUGUGGUACAGCAGGAAGGACCUGGAGCAGGAUUUACAUUUGGCCGCACAGCUGGGCAAGACACUCCUGGACCGGAACCAUGAGCUUGAACAGGGCCUUCAGCAGAUGUACUCCACCAACCAGGAGCAGCUGCAGGAGAUCGAGUACCUGACCAAGCAGGUGGAGCUCCUCAGGCAGAUGAAUGACCAGCAUGCCAAAGUUUACGAGCAGCUAGAUGUGGCAGCGCGAGAGCUGGAGAAGAGUAACCAUACCCUGGUGCUGGACAACCGCACUGCCCAGGGAAAGAUCCAGAGCCUGACUGAGACCAUUGACAGCCUACAGGUUCACAUGGAGGGUCUGCAGAAGCAGGUAGAUGAGCUAAAGCUGGCGCAGUGCGAGCGGUCCAGGAAGGAACGUGUCGAUGCACGCAGAGGCCUGGCAGCCCAGAGCGUCUCCUGCCUGAAGGAGCUCUACGAUCUGCACCAGGACAUGCGCUUGAGCUCAGAGAGCCUGAGCUCAGAGCGCUCCUGGCAGGGUCUGGAGAUCAGGCAGAUGGUGGAAGAGGAGAACGAGUCUCUCCAGAGUGCUUUGCAGACCCUGCAGGCUCAGCUGGUGACGGAGCGUGAGCGGCGGGAGGCAGCGGAGCGGGUGGCCGAGCUCACGGAGCGAGAGAACAGGGUGCUGGAGGAGCGGGCCAUUCUUCUGGAGGGGGCACGACGGCGGCAGGCUGAACUGGAGGCUGAGGUGGAGGAACUGCGGCAGCUGUGGCGCUCGGAAGCCCCCACUACCAGACCCCCGGAUGCACUGCUGCCAGACAGCAUCUUCUUCCCUUCAGAGGAGAAGGCGGGACAGGGGGAGGAGGAGAAGGAGGAAGAGGAGACGCAGGUCCAGGAGAGAAGACGCUGUAGCAGCGAAAGCCAUAUUAGAGGCACGUGGGCCGAGGAACUACGGCGGGGGCAUGAUCGCACGUGUGUGCGGCGCACUGAGGGUCACUCGCAGGCAGUGAGGCAGCGCGGGAUCUCUCUGCUGAACGAAGUGGACGCUCAGUACAGUGCCCUGCAGAUCAAGUACGAGGAGCUGUUGCGUCGCUGUCAGCGCGGAUCCGACGGACUCAGCCACAAGGCCGUCCAGACCCCCGCCUCACGCCGAUCCAGCUCUGUGGCAACUGCAACCACGACCGAGGCCGCGUCCACGUCAUCGGAAACGGGCCCCUCUGUGGUUGACCUGCAUCAGCCAGAGUACAAGGCCCUCUUUAAGGAGAUCUUCACCUGUAUCCAGAAAACCAAAGCAGACCUGAGUGAGAACAGGGCCACGCCGAGUCAGGAGCAGUAGUGGAAGCCCUCCAUUACUGUUGCUGCUGUUGUAGAUAGCAUUAUCCUUAGCAGUAUUCUUACUUACACCCCUGUUGUUGGCGGGGUAGGGGGUUGUUGCACUUCUCGUACCUCGCUUUGUGUAAAUUGGGUGACGUAGAUGUUGAGCUGGAGCUGGGGCUGGAGCUGGAGAACGCUGGUCUUUUGAGACGUCCUUAGGGUUUUUAGGUGCUGUGGUGGUUCUUGUUUGCACUUUUAACACCUGUUCCUGGAUAUAUCGUUAUAUAUGUACCGUCCAUGCUCAGAACUGAGCACCUUUGGGUUACCAACAGGCUAGUAUUUUCUACACAAGCCUUUUUGACUCAUGUACAUGUAGCCAUAUGGGCCUCUCUGAGAUUAGCCAUGCAUGAGAGCGACACCUGAUUGUAGCCCUGCUUUAAUCUGCUGCUCUUUUUUUUUAUAUCAGUCUGGCCUGUACCUACCUUAGUUUGUAGUUUGUAAUGAAAAGAUAACCAAUAUAAUGACGUUGUUGUAAUUAGAAACUAACAGGGUUCUUAGCAGUUCGUUAGAGCUGUAGAUUGUAUGCAAGAUUGCAAGAUUGAGAAUGCCUGAAAUGAAAAGAAAUCAGUGUUCCUUGUAGCCAAAUAUUGACUCAACCAGCAUUCAGGGAUCACACUAGCUUUGGUGAACGAAAACCAAAGCCCAUUUAAUCAAAUUAGAUUUGUGAGAUGCUACCUUGCUUGUGUUGUAAACUGUAGGGCUUUAAAGGAGAACUCUGGUGUAAAAUGGACUGGACUAAUGUAUUAAAACGUGUGCGCCUGCAGAUAAAUCUUUUUUUCCACUGUUUUUUAGGGACUUAGCAGCUCCACACUUUAUUAGUAGAAUCUGAAGAGCCCUGCUAUUUAAAACAAGGCAUUUAGAAAUUUAAAAGUGCACAAGAAGCUUAUUAAAAGCCACUGUUAACAUCCCAUAGCGCCAUCACCUUAAAUUUAAGUCACAAUAAAUAAUCAACCGUUGAGCAUGAAUAGUAAAAUAAUGAAAGUAUAUUUUCAGAAACAGCUGGAAUUCAUGCAUUUCCAAGGAAUUAAUUUUACAAUCUGCUCAACUACCUUACGUAUUCAUUCGUGCUCAACGGAUGAAUUAUUUUUAUUUAAGUUUAAGAUGGAUAGGAUGUAAAUAGUGGCUUUUAAUAAACUUCUUGUGCAGUUUUAAAGGUCUAAAUGCCUCAUUUGAAAUGUCAGGGCUCUCCAGAUUCUACCAAUAAAGUGUGGAGCUACUUUGAGCCUGGAUAACGAUGGAAAAGGCAAUUCAUCUGCAGGCGCAAGACAUGCCCCAUCUCACUCAUUUUUAAAAAGCUUGUUUGGUCAAAGUGCACAAAGUUUCUUUUUUUUAUCUUGUUUUAAUACACCCAUAGUUUAAUUCACACCAGAGUUCUCCUUUAAGCUUAUCUCAUCAGUGCUCGAUGUGCUAAUAGACUGAAUAGAAUAGAAUGGCCGGACUGAACUAGGGCUAAAUUUUAAUAGAGUAUAAUACCAGUAGUUAGUUUAGAGCGAGUUGUAGCUCACAGUGAGGAGAGUGUGAUGCUGCUGCACUGUUGAUGCUGCAACACUCUGCUCUGCACUUUAUGCAGAUUUUUUUUGGUCAGUUUGUUUGGUCUUUUUUGGUUUUUGUUUUUGUUUUGUAUUUAUUUUGUUUUUGUUGUUUUUUUCACAUUGGUGUAGAUGAGAGAUUUAUUUAUUUUCUUAUUUUUGCAUUCGUCGCUCACUGUUCACUGUAUUUAUGUUCGGAUUUUUAUUUUUUUGUUGAAAUGUAGCGAAACUGCGCGGCUGCUGCAUUACAGAGUCUGAAAUAACACUGAAAUGUAAUCCAUUGCGAUACAAAGAGAUAUGUAUAUAUAUAAAAAUAGAUUUAUUCAAAUGUGCAUUAACUAAUAGUAGUUUAUCCUGGCCGGUGUGACAAAUCAUGUUUUUUUGUACAAAUUAUAACAAGAAGACUAAUGCUAAUAGCUAAUUAUCUUACUGCUAAUUACCACAUCGCUAAAUGUAAAUGUUUUUCUAAAAGUCCAGGCUAAAUCUUAAUCUCAGCCUUUAACAAGCUAUACAUUGAUCUAAUGAUCUGAUUGGGCAGCUGGAAUACUUUUGGUAAUGGUUGUAACUUGGUGUAAAUGCUGAAUUUCAUAAGAUAAAGCAAUUUAGACUUUAAAUAACUAAAGCCAGGUCUUAUUAUGUUCUAAAUCCAUACCUUUUCCGGCUGUGGUGGGUGGAUAUUGCUGCAAUAUAAUGUUUUAGGGUGUGGUGUAUGGUGCACAAUUAAAACUGGCGGUCGCCAGUGAUUUGAGAGCUAAAUCGAUAAAUGUGAAAACUGGAUCUAAUCUGGGAGUUCAAGGAAAAAUGAAUGUUAAAAGACUGAAAAAACAGAAAGUUAGCCUGUCUGUAUAAAUAUACUGUUUCAUAGAAACAGUUCCUGGGUUGGACACCUAAAAAAAAAUAAAUAAAUAAAAAAAAGAAUCCCCAUUGAAGCUAAUGAGAAACUGUUGUGUUCUUUUGAAUAGAAUUCCUGCAUAAUGUUGUGGAGUUUUCAGAUUCCAAAUAAAUAUAUAUUAAUCAUUAUAUUGAUAUAUUGGUAUCACACAAACAGCUUUUACGUUUUGUAAUAAAAAAAUAAUUAACACUUGGGACUAAAAUACGAAUGAAGCUAUUUAAGUGCUACGGUUUCUCAUAAAGUGGAAUGGGAUUCUGUAUUGAAUUAUUAAAGGCCAUAAACAGCACGGAGAAUGUGUAUGCUUUUUUCCCUUUAGUACGUUUCUAGCAGCAGUCAACUUCUGUACAUUUAUGAAAAAUUAAGCUUUGGAAUUUAUGGAAUUUAUAUAUCUGAAAAUAUAUCUUAUCACAAAGAAUGACAAUUGAAUACUUGAAUGUAACUAUUCCUUAUUGACUAAAAAUUUUAAUGUGAGGAAACUUUUCACAAAUUGUACCUUAUAAUUGCGAGUGCGAUUGAAACGUUGCUGUUGGAAACAAUAAUGAAGGAAAAACAAGUUGUUUGUUUUUGUUAACACUGGGGGGGUGAAGAAUAAUUGAAAAACAUCAUAUACAGCUCUGGAAAAAAUUAAGAGACCACUUCAGUUUCUGAAUCAUUUUCUCUGAUUUUGCAAUUUAUAGGUUUAUAUUUGAGUAAAAUGAACAUUGUUGUUUUAUUCUAUAAACUAUGGUUAACAUUUCUCCCAAAUUCCAAAUAAAAAAAGUUGUCAUUUACAGCUUUUAUUUGCAGAAAAUAAGAAAUGGAUAAAAUAAAAAAAUCAAAAAACAAUAUUUAGUGGUUGGAUUAAAGUGGUUUUCAAUCACAGUUUUCAUGCAUCUUGGCAUGUUCUCCUCCACCAGUCUUACACACGCUUUUGAAUAACUUUAUGCCUUUACUCCUGGUGCAAAAUUUCAAGCAGUUCAGUUUGGUUUGAUGGCUUGUGAUCAUCCAUCUUCCUCUUGAUUAUAUUCCAGAGGUUUUCAAAAUGGUGAAAUCAAAGAAACUCAUUAUUUUUAAGUGGUCUCUUAUUUUUAUUUUUAUUUUCAGAGAUGUAUCUGUCUAAGUGAAGAAGGGUGUGCUGUGUUUGUGGGCGGGGCUUGGACAGGUCACUGUUUUUGUGUCGUUCAGCAGUUUGGUUCAGCUGGUGUUUUAGAGAAGGCUGAAGAAGACGCAGUGAGCAGAAUAGUGAAUUAUCUGAGGGAAAAUGGGUGGAUUGAAAGUUGUGAUGGGUUGAGUCACACCCGCAGAUUCACGCUGGGUGUUUGGCAUUCCUUGUUUUCAAUGCGUCUUUUUAUACUUGGGCAGAGUGUCUGUGUCCGAGUUGUAGGCUGUAGGCUAGUGGUGAAACGAUCUGUUUAAAGGACUGGGAUGAUGUUUAUUCAGGACACACAUAACCUCAGAGUCCUCCUUCUCAGCCACGUCCGACAUUCCUGGGAAUCCUUCAGGCUUCACUUCCUGUGGCGCGAUUGGAACGUCACACGGGAGGACGUUACACAGGUUCUGCGGUUCCAAGUUAAAGGCAAUAAGAAUUUAAGAUUGGAUGUAGAUGUACAGUGUUUUUCAGUCUCAUACAGUCUUUUGGUCUUUUGGAAACUAUUUUGAUUCAGGAAAAAAUUGGAAGAAGAAUAAAAAAUAUAAAAUAAAUCUAAAAAUGUGAAAAAAAAAAAGUUUUGACAUGUAAUGCUUUUGUAUGUAAAGUGUUCAUUUACAAAACUGCAAAACUGUUGCUACUUCUCUCAGUCCGUCCCUGGUCACAUUUGUCCAUUCAUUUUUGACCACUUAUCCUGUAUUUCUUAUUUUUUAUUUUUUAAGUCUUAAAAGACUGUAAAGCUUGUUGUUUUGGACACUUUUAUUAAUGUUAUUUAAAACGGUUGUGUUAUUUAAAACUCUAACUGCAUAAACUGCUCCAUGGUGCUGAUUUAUAGAGACUCUUUGUAGUUCAAUGCCAUAGAAAUGCCUUCUAACAAAUCUCUCCAGCAUGAGUGAACUAGCAUACUAACUGCAAUGGCAUGAGUGAAGACUAACUAACACCUGCUUAGGGUUUAAAAUAGCCAAUAAUAAUAAAAAUAAAAUAUUUGCAACAAUC